GUCAGCGCAUUAGUUGGUUUAGGAAAGCAGCACUGGGUCGGGGAUGAGGCUUGGAAAGUGCGCGGCAUCUCCCGACUAAGACGGCCCGUUGAAAAUGGCUACAUCACCCGUUUUGAUGAUAUGGAUUUGCUUUGGAAAGAGGUCUUUGAGGGACACCUCCACCUGGACCCAAAGGAGCAUCCAAUCCUCAUGACUGAAGAGAUGGGCAAUCCUAAACAUGACAGGGAGAAAACAGGAGAGAUUGUUUUCGAGUCCCUCGAGGCCCCUGCGUUCUACCUCGCAAAGCAGAGUGUCUUGGCUCUCUACGCAUCUGGCCGGACAUCUGGAAGUGUAUUCAGUUGUGGCUACGGCCAAAGCUAUGCCGUGCCCGUAUAUGAAGGCUUCGCCCUUCAGCAUGCCGUGUCUAAACUCGAUAUAGGCGGACAUGAUUUGACAGACUUCUUCAACAGACUAAUUGGUGAGCGUGGAUAUGCCAUUUCCACCAACGCCGAGAUCGCAGACGGUUCAAAAUGCAAAGCUGAGAUUUGCUAUGUCGUUCAAGACUAUGACAAGGAGCUUCGUCGCCUCUCGGUUCCUGGUAUUUCAGUCGAAACACCCUUUGAGCUUCCGGAUGGGAAGACUGUUUAUGUAGACAAUGAGCGAUUUAUGGUACCGGAAGCUCUUUUCAACCUCAGCAUGGUCGGUUUAGAGGCCGGAGGUGCCCAAUACGCUUUGCAAAGGUCAAUUAGCAAGUGUGAUACUGAGAUUCAGCAUUUGCUUUACCAGAAUAUUGUUCCGGCUGGUGGCUCGACAAAGUAUCCGGGUUUCGCAGAACGCUUACGGUCUGAAAUGGUCAGCAUAAGUCCAUCUUCGACGUCAAUCAAUGUUAUCUCUUCCCCAGACCCGUUGAAAUCAGCUUGGGUUGGGGGAUCAGUGGUUGCGUCUCUGUCCACGUUCAAAGAUAUGUGUAUUUCAGCUCAAGAGUAUGAGGAAACAGGUUCAGUCAUGGUACACAGGAAAUGUAUC
Clonostachys byssicola is the source of this 1005-nucleotide messenger RNA. Lineage: Eukaryota; Fungi; Ascomycota; Sordariomycetes; Hypocreales; Bionectriaceae. The record is from the annotation of a GenBank genome assembly.